Molecule: messenger RNA, 453 nt
Organism: Paramecium tetraurelia
Lineage: Eukaryota; Ciliophora; Oligohymenophorea; Peniculida; Parameciidae
Exons: 1
Source: RefSeq, a predicted model, not a curated record
AUGAAUCCUAAUCCAAUACAGUUUAAUCCACCAAGAUCAACUAUUACAAGUCAAGUUCCAUAACCAGGACCUAAUAUUGCAAAUAAUUCAGGAUUUAAUACAAUUCAGAACAAAAAUAUGUUCCCAAUUGCAAACUUAAUUCCAGCACCAUCCAAUAUGCCUAUACAAGGAAUAAAUCAAAUGCAAAUGCCAAACUAAGCGCAAAACAAUAUGCCUAUACAAGGAAUAAAUCUAAUUCAAAUGCCAAACUAAGCACAAAACCCUAUUUUUAAGACUCAAGAUUUGAAUUAAAAAGAAAAGGAUAGGGAAAAGGAGGAAAUUAUAAAACAGUUAAACAUUGUUGUGUAGGAGGCCAAGGAGAGACAAGAUCAGAUUAAAUAGCAUUAUUAGAAGCAUUAUGAUUGAUUGGGAUUAUUGUAUUUCUAUUAAAAAUAUAAUUUAAUUUACUAAAUA